This is a messenger RNA of Echinops telfairi (small Madagascar hedgehog), 732 nucleotides long. RefSeq names its product BCL2 related protein A1 (gene BCL2A1). Gene Ontology annotation, biological process: negative regulation of apoptotic process; positive regulation of apoptotic process; mitochondrial fusion. Bases 109 to 636 code for a protein of 175 amino acids. Gene Ontology annotation, molecular function: channel activity; protein homodimerization activity; protein heterodimerization activity. NCBI's taxonomy places the organism in Eukaryota, Metazoa, Chordata, Mammalia, Afrosoricida, Tenrecidae. The transcript is spliced from 2 exons. Gene Ontology annotation, cellular component: mitochondrial outer membrane. The record is from RefSeq and is a predicted model, not a curated record.
UACCAGUAUGUGUCAUCACUCACUGUCAAGAUCUGUGAGCCUUGACUUCAAAUUGCCUCAAAAGCGUCCAGGUGAACGAGCUCCCGACUUUUCUCCACUGCACUGAAGAUGACAGACUGUGAGUUUAGUUAUAUUUACAAGCUGGCCCAGGACUAUCUGAAGCACGUCCUGCAGAUACCUCAACCCGAAGCCUGUCCCAGCAAAACGUCUAGAGUGCUGCAAAAGGUUGCGUUCUCCGUGCAAAAGCAAGUGGAGAAGAAUUUGCAACCAUGCUUGGACCAUUUAGAUGUUGUCUCCCUAGACACUGCCAGAACUGUCUUCAACCAAGUGAUGGAAAAGGAAUUCGAAGACGGCAUCGUUAACUGGGGAAGAAUUGUGACGAUAUUUGCAUUUGCAGGGGUUCUCAUCAAGAAACUUCUAAGGGAGCGGAUUGCUCCGGCUGUGGAUACGUACAAGAAGAUUUCUUAUUUUGUUGCCGAGUUCAUAAUGAACAAUACAGCGGAAUGGAUAAGACAAAAUGGAGGCUGGGAAAAUGGCUUUCUAAAGAAGUUUGAACCUAAAUCUGGCUGGCUGACUGUUCUGGAAGUUACAGGCACGAUCUGUGAAGCAUUACUGCUCCUGAAGCAAUACUGUUGACCAAAGAGCACACUCUCUAUUAUGAAAUCGCCUAAUUUUUCUGGCUGUAGCAAGAACUACUGCUAACAUUUCUAAACAAACAACUUGAUGAUGUAA